AUGAAGUCAUCAACUGUGAUGGUCACUUUACAUUGCUUGCUCUUGUCCUUAUUGGUUCCAGCUUCUGCCAGAUAUCACGAGCUGAAGGGUGGAUCCGGAUACAUUUACGACCACAAACAUGCCAUUCAAUCGACAUCCAACGUCAACACUCAGCCGUAUAGUCAUACAGGCAAGCAUGCUAUGACUGGUGCUGGCACCGGUGGCUUUGACAACGGCGAAUCUAAAUCGUAUGAUGAACAAAGGGAGUCGUACGAUGCAUCUGAGGUUCCGCACUACUUGUCGAACGAACAAUUUGUACAUGAUUCCUCAAAUGACCAUGUACCGAUCAACAAGGGCGAGUCCUAUGAUAUCGUCGACAAGUACAAUUACAAGACCGACGAGGACUACGGCCACAAACAAGGGACGACUAGCAUCAGCUUGGUGGUCUCUGACCCGACUGACGCAAUCCCAGGGUCAACAUCAUUGACCACGCUCAUCAGCACCAGCUUCAAUCCCAGCUCGCUUACAUCUGGACUCACUGACGCAAGUCCAGAGUCGACUACAGUAUUGACUACAGCAUCGACAACAUUGAUUAGCUCAAGAACCAGUGUCAGCACUACGAGCGAAGCGCUCCCCUCGACUCCACAGGACUUGUGUUCUGGGCAUGAUACCAUCAUCGGGGACGUGCACUGUCUCGGCAAUUUCUUGAUAGGGUGCAGCACUCUCUUCAACGCCGUGAAUAGAAACACUCUGGACCUUCGCAACGUACCUAACGUCCCCAAUAAGGAAGCAUGCCAUCAAAAAUGCAUCGAGGAUCCACUAUGCACUGGCUGGACAUGCAUAUUAGAUUCUGUUGAAGGCCUGAAGGAAUCUGGCAUCUCCGUCGGUGACGGGUACUGCCGACAUGUCUACAGUCCUGUCGAGCUUGACGAAACAGAGCCAUUCACAUUUGGCGAUGCCUUUGGUCUGCGGGGCUUCUGCGAUUUUCCAAUUGCAGAACUUGCAUCAACUUCCACUGGAAGCGCAACUUCGGCCACGACAGUGACUCUACAAACGGUCCCCACAUCCGCCACCGAUAUUUGCCCUGAUUUGGGGGGACAGUGUCUUGACAAUAACUAUAUCCAAUGCGACAGGGUCCUCCAGGACGACGCAGGCACAUCCAUUGGCAUUGACAAGUGCAUAUUCCAGCCGGGAAUCAAGUCAGAGCGUGCCUGCCACCAAACCUGCCUUUUGGACAACAAGUGUUACGGCUGGAUCAUGGAACAGGUUCAAGAUUUUGACGACUUUGGCAACGGCAAGUCAUACUAUUGCUGUCAUCUCAACACAACUGUGCAGCUACCGGACCCGUUACCGGCCAAGGGCCCCUUUUCAACAUUUCCGGCAUACGACUCGUACGGCCUCAAGGGCUCCUGCCCAGCUGACGUUGGCAGCAUCUGCCCCCGGGCCGAAAACGCCUGCGUGGACGACUUCAAAGUCCGAUGCGGUCGGCUCAUUUUCAAUGACGUGACGCCGCUUUUGGAAGGUAUAUGGCAACCCGACAUCCGUGAGGACCUGGCAUGCCACCAGGCGUGCGCCGAAGAUCCAGAUUGUACGACUUGGUGGGGGGAACUGGAUCCCAUAUUCAACACCUUCACCUGCUUCCGUGGGACCAGUGCAGUCGCUAUUAAGACGACGAUUGCGAUGGAUCAAGGGGAGGAAUUUACGUCCAGCUUCUACGGGAUCAGGGGCGCAUGUGGAUAA
Molecule: messenger RNA, 1719 nt
Organism: Pestalotiopsis fici W106-1
Lineage: Eukaryota; Fungi; Ascomycota; Sordariomycetes; Amphisphaeriales; Sporocadaceae
Exons: 1
Coding region: 1-1719 (572 amino acids)
Source: RefSeq, a predicted model, not a curated record